AUGACGGUUCGGAAGGGAGGGACUGAAACGUACUGCAAUGUAUGUUUUGUCCAGGCGAAGGAGAAACAACCUAAUGUUGUUGUGUGUUUUGUCCAGGCUAAGGAGAUUCUGACCAAGGAGUCCAAUGUGCAGGAGGUCCGAUGUCCAGUCACAGUGUGUGGAGAUGUCCACGGCCAGUUCCACGACCUAAUGGAGCUCUUCAGAAUCGGAGGGAAGUCUCCAGACACAAACUACCUGUUCAUGGGAGACUACGUGGACCGAGGCUACUACUCUGUAGAAACCGUCACACUACUUGUAGCACUUAAGGCAAGUGUUGUUAUUGUGCACUGGGGACCAGUUUCCCGGACACAGAUGAAGCCUAGUCCUGGAAUUAAAAGCAAACUCAAUGAAGAAUCUCCAUUGAAAAUGUUUUUCAGUUCAGGACUAGGCUUAAUCUGUGUCAGGGAAACCGCCCCUGAAAGUUUUUUGAAUGACCAUUCACUUUUUAACUUGACCAAUGAGAGUGCUCAAUGAUUAGUUAUACACACAGGGGCCUUGUGAUGUAAAAGCAGUGUAAUGCUAAAACACACUCUCAUUCACAGAAUGCCCUAGUCUCCAUUGAACAGUGCUGUUUUGUAAUUCCCUGUAUUUUUAACAUUGAUCACAGGUUAGGUACCGUGAACGCAUCACAAUCCUUCGGGGGAACCACGAAAGCAGACAGAUCACACAAGUGUACGGCUUCUAUGACGAGUGCCUAAGGAAAUACGGCAAUGCAAACGUAUGGAAAUUCUUCACAGACCUCUUCGAUUACCUUCCCCUCACUGCCUUGGUAGAUACUCAGGUAAGAGGUUUCGCACAUUUAUUAGAUAUUAAGUUGAAUCUUCUAUGGUGCAAUUCCACAGUAAUGGAAAUUACAGACUAAAAUGUUUCACUUUAAAAAUGUAUGCCAGACAAAAAACAUUGCUUUCAAAGUUUAACAAACCAUACAACUUUACAAGGAUUACUUUGAACAAUUUACACAAAAGUUCACGAACACAUUUACUGGAAGAACUGUGCAGAUGCAAAGUUUAGUAACAGAAUUACGGUGUAAUCGCCGUUUUUUUUAUGCGACCACGUUUUCCAAGAACUUUGUUAAAUAUCUACUCCGAAUUAAGAUUCAAAGAUGUCUGCAGAAAGAAUGGGAUGUCAGCUAUGACAUGACACCUUGAGUAAAAAUAUAUAUAUAUAUUUUGGUGAUUGAACUACAGUAAGUGAAGUGGAUUUACACCUGGUAACGGAAUUACAUCAUGGGUCCCUGUUCUGUACUACACAGAAAUGCAUAGCAUAAUUAUGGAUAGGAAUGUCAUUCGCUUCAUGAUGAUGUAUCCUGAAUAGGUACACAAAGGUAGAAAUAUGCAAUAUCAUCUUUUGCAUAUAUGGACAGGGCUCUAAAGUGUGACAAAACAUUUUGCUGUGCGACCAGGAGUUUUAUUUUGGGAGCACUGUGCGACUAUGAAAAAAGCUCUCCCAGAUAAUUGUUGUAAUGAUAAGGCUUCGCUGUACCGUUGUUUCCGAGUGCUGCAGAUUUGUUAGCGUCAUGGUUGCACCAUUACUACAGCAAACACAGCUUGAUUCUAGCCCAUCCAGGUCAAAAGAUCUGACCUAUAUUACCAGCACAACAUUUUAUCUUCCUAAAACGGUUCGCAGGGAUCGCAUUUUACAUUCAUAAACCAUGUCGUGCGCUGUUCUAAAACUACUUGCGUGUCGAUGUCGAUAACCAUUUGUUUACACUUUGUUCAGUCAUGUUACCUCAUUGGCUAGCUAGCUAACAACCCGGUAACUUUACCAGUAUAUCCAAACAUUUGGAGGCACAGAAAGAAUGGAAAAGGGAUAGCUAUGAUCAUAUCUCUGGCAAUGACAGAUCUCUUGCAUGCGUCAUCACAAACUUGACGUUUUUAAAUACGAAGUACGAUUUUCAAUGUAAUGCAUCUCAAUAGGAAAAUAGUGCUUUUACACAAUGUAAAAUCUAAUAUUCCAUAAAUGACUUUGUAAUUUCAAUGACAGGUAUUCGUAACAUUUUAUAAUAAACUAAUGUAUUUACAGUGUUAAAUAUUAGUUUCUAGGGCGCAACAUGUGCUUCAAAAGUAGCUAGAAUUCAUAUAGGCCCAAUAUAGGCUGUCUCAAUCUCAAAAAUAUAUUAUUUUUUGGUGCUCCUAAAUUUCAUGUGGUACUUUUAAAAGUGCUACUAGUGAAAAAUAAAAAUGUUGAGCCCUGUAUAUGGGUAUUAUUCUACACACUGGCUAUUAUUCUAAUGAGCUCCGCCCCCAAACAAGACCAAAUUUGGUUGGUCCGGACCAAAUCUGAACCAAUCAUAGACGUCUGUAUUUCACAAGUUUGGGCAGGCCAGUAGAGUAAAGCACAGCACAUCACAGUAGAGUUCAUUACAGUAGAGUACUAGUAUGGUACAGUAUGAAAAUGUAUGCACUCACUAACUGUAAGUCGCUCUGGAUAAGAGCGUCUGCUAAAUGACUAAAAUGUAAAUGUAAUACAGUACAUUAUACUGUUCUCUACUCUAGUGUGCUCUACUGUACUAUACUCUACUCUUCUUUUCUUUACUGUGGUUCACUGUACUCUACUGUGCUGUCCAAACUUCUGAAACAUAGACGUCUAUGAUUGGUUCAGAUUUGGUCCGGUCAUCAAUCAUGGACACCUUUUGUUUGGGCCAAAUCAAGGCCGGACCGGCCCAAAAAACAACGUCUGUGGACGUUGAAAUCACGUCCAUGGACGUAGGUUAGGGAUGGGCAUUUGACAUUUUUGGACUGUUUGAGUACUCAAAUAAAAAAUACAAAUAGAUAUAUACAGUACCAGUCAAAAGCUUGGACAUACCUACUCAUUCCAGGGUUUUUGUUUAUUUUUACUAUUUUCUACAUUGUAGAAUAAUAGUGAAGACAUCAAAACGAUGAAAUCACACAUGAAAUCAUGUAGUAACCAAAAGUGUUAAACAAAUCAAAAUAUAUUUUAGGUUCUUCCAAGUAGCCACCCUAAUGCCUUGAUGACAGCUUUGCACACUCUUGGCAUUCUCUCAACCAGCUUCAUGAGGAAUGCUUUUCCAACAGUCUUGAAGGAGUUCCCACAUAUGCUGAGCACUUGUUGGCUGCUUUUCCUUCACUUUUCGGUCCAACUCAUCACAAACCAUCUCAAUUGGGUUGAGGUCGGGUGAUUGUGGAGGCCAGGUCAUCUGAUGCAGCACUCCAUCACUCUCCUUGGUCAAAUAGCCCUUACACAGCCUGGAGGUGUGUUUUGGGUCAUUGUCUUGUUGGGAAAAAAUGAUAGUCCCACUAAGCGCAAACCAGAUGGGAUGGCAUAUCGCUGCAGAAUGCUGUGAAACGAUGCUGGUUAAGUGUGCCUUGAAUUCUAAAUAAAUCACCAACAGUGUCACCAGCAAAGGGAGGACACUAGCAGGUGACCCAACCUUUGGUUUGUGACUACUAUGAUUUCCCAUUGUAUUCAAUUAUUGUAAUUCCGUUUCCGAUUUGGUAACAGAAUUACGAGUUUUAAUCACUUAAUAAUUCAUAAACAAAAUGUAUAUCAGUAAAAACACUAAUUGGUAGGUCUACCUUGUUACUUCUGUGAACUUUCAUUAUCCUCAUGAGGGAGAUAAAUAAAUAAAAUAUCUUAAAGAUGUGGGUUUUUGGUAACAGAAUUACAAGCCUCAAGGCAAUGUUGUUUAAAGAAGGCAAAUCAUCUCUCCAAAGCCAAAUAUGUGUUGAUGUUAGUUGGUAGGGGUCUUCAACAUUAUUGUGUUUUGAUGUAUUUCUAAUACCUUUUUUAAGACUUUUUCUGGUAGAUGUUUUCUAAGACCCAUUUUAUAUCUGUUGGAGCAGAAAUCAAAGCCAUUACUUAUGCCUAAUUCUUUAGAUGGAAAAUUGUAAAAAAAAACUUUCUGCUUGCAUUUCCCAAAAAUUUAGAUGCUUAGCUUUCAUUUGACACCCAGUUUGAUAUACUAUGAACUUCAUGUUGGUGCUCAUGGGUCCUUUUACAUGGAAAUUAUCAAUGCUUUACCUGCUGCUGUAAAUACAUGUUCACUCAUGUCUUAUGUCUCUGUCAAAAUGUUACUCGGAGUCAAAACCAAUAUUGAAAUCCUCAAGUAACAUUUCUGUUUUCUUUCCCUUCUAAGAUAUUCUGUCUUCACGGGGGCCUGUCACCGUCCAUAGACACGUUGGAUCACAUCCGAGCGCUGGACCGUUUGCAGGAAGUUCCACACGAGGUACAAAGCUCAACAACCCUGCUUCUGAGCAUGCUCUGCUGUCUCAUCGGUGCUAGGCAGAAAUAGCUUUUAGGCACAGGUCUAGGAUCAGUUUAUCUGCCCCUAAUCCUAACCUCAACCAUUAGGUGGAAAAACACAAAAGCUUAUUGAGGCAACUUUCCAUCCUACUCCAUCUUAUUGGAUCCUUAUCUUUAUCACUAUGCUGCUUACACAUGUCUCCUCCUCUCCAGGGCCCCAUGUGUGACCUGCUGUGGUCAGACCCAGAUGACCGUGGGGGCUGGGGCAUCUCCCCCAGGGGGGCUGGCUACACCUUUGGCCAGGACAUAUCUGAGACAUUCAAUCAUGCCAACCGCCUUACUCUGGUGUCCAGAGCUCAUCAGCUGGUUAUGGAGGUAAACUGUCUGUCGCUGAUUCUCCAUGCUUGAAAUCUCAAAGGUGACCAUAAUGUGAACUGUAUGAGUGUGAAACCAUAUUGGAAUGCAUUUCUUGUUAGCUCCCUCAUUCAAGUUGGUUAAUAUGUAUAAUGUUAUGUCUGUAUGCAUGUCUCAGAUUUCUGCAUUCACUACUAAUUCGCUGCUCUCCUGUUUUCUUCUACAGGGUUACAACUGGUGCCACGAGCGAAACGUGGUAACAAUAUUCAGUGCACCAAAUUACUGUUACCGUUGUGGUAACCAGGCAGCUAUCAUGGAACUCGACGACACCCUGAAAUACUCCUUGUAAGCAUAUUGAUUGAAUCCUUGUAAGCCUAUCGAUUACCAUUCCAUACAUGACCAACCCUUAGAAGUGUUUCCUCCUCAGUUUGGUGAAUUACCAGCAAGGGCCUCCAUUAUUUCUGGAGGAUGAGGAUGAUGAAUUAAAUCAAAUUUUGUCACAUGCUUCGUAAACAACAGGUGUAGACUAACAGUGAAAUGCUUACUUACGGGCCCUUCCCAACAAUGCAGAGAGAAAGAAAAUAGAGAAAUAAUAGAAAAGUAAAACGCGUAAUAAUAAAUACACAAUGAGUAGCGAUAUAUACACAGGGUACCAGUAACGAGUCAAUGUACAAGGUAAUUGAGGUAGAUAUGAACAUAUAACUUUGAAAAAGUGACAGAUAAUAAACAGUAGCAGCAGCGUAUGUGAUGAGUCAAAAAAGGUAGUGCAAAAAGGGUCAAUGCAGAUAGUCCAGGUAGCCAUGAACUGUUCAGCAGUCUUAUGGCUUGGUGGUAGAAGCUGUUCAGGGUCCUGUUGGUUCCAGGCUUGGUUCAUCGGUAUCGCUUGCGUGCGGUAGCAGAGAGAACAGUCUAUGACUUGGGUGGCUGGAGUCUUUGACAAUUUUUAGGGCCUUCCUCUGACACCUCCUGGUAUAGAGGUCCUGGAUGGCAGGGAGCUCGGCCCAAUGAUGUACUGGGCUGUACGCACUACCCUCUGUAGCGCCUUGCGGCCGGAUGCCAAGCAGUUGCUAUACCAAGCAGUGAUGCAGCCAGUCAAGAUGCUAUCAAUGGUGCAGCUGUAGAAGUUUUUGAGGAUCUGAGGGCCCAUACCAAGUCUUUUCAGCCUCCUGAGGGGGAAGAGGCUUUGUCGUGCGCUCUUCACGACUGUGUUGGUGUGUGUGGACCAUGAUAGAUCCUUAGUAAUGUGGACACCGAGGAACUUGAAGCUCUUGACCCGCUCCACUACAGCCCUGUCGAUGUGAAUGGGGGUGUGCUUGGACCUCAGUUUCCUGUAGUCCACAAUCAGCACCUUUGUCUUGCUGACUUUGAGGGAGAGUUUAUUGUCCUGGCACCACAAUGCCAGGAGGUCUCCUGACUUCUCUAUAGCCUGUCUCGUCCUCAGUAAUCAGGCCUACCACCAUCGUGUCAUCGGCAAACUUAAUGAUGGUGUUGGUGUCGUGGGCAGCCACGCAGUCGUGGGUGAACAGGGAGUCCAGGAUCCAGUUGCAGAGGGAGGUGUUCAGUCCCAGGGUCCUUAGAUUAGUGAUGGUGUUGAACACUGAGCUGUAGUCAAUGAACAGCAUUCUCACAUAGGUGUUCCUCUUGUCUAGGUGGGAAAGGGCAGUGUGGAGUGCAAUAGAGAUUGCAUCAUCUGUGGAUCUGUUGGGGCGGUAUGCGAAUUGGAGUGAGUCCAGGGUGUCUGGGAUGAUGGUGUUGAUGUGAGCCAUGACUAGCCUUUCAAUGCAUUUCAUGGCUACAGAUGUGAGUGCUAUGGGGUGAUAGUCAUUUAGACAGGUUACCUUGGUGUUCUUGGGCACAGGGACUAUGGUGGUCUGCUUGAAAUGUUGUUAUUACAGACUGGGUCAGGGAGAGGUUGAAAAUGUCAGUGAAGACACUCGCCUGCUGGUCAGCGCAUGCUCUGAGUACGUGUUCUGGUCAUCCAUCUGGCUGGUUUGGUAGGAAUCGAUCUUAGUCCUGUAUUGACGCUUUUCCUGUUUGAUGGUUUAUCAGAGAGCGUAGCGGGAUUUCUUAUAAACGUCCGGAUUAGUGUCCCGCUCCUUGAAAGUGGCAGCUCUAGCCUUUAGCUCAGUGUGGAUGUUGCCUGUAAUCCAUGUCUUCUGGUUGGGAUAUGUGCGUACGGUCCCAGUGGGCACGACAUCGUUGAUGCACUUAUUAAUGAAGCCGGUGACUGAUGUGGUUAAUGUCCUUAAUGCCAUCGGAUGAGUCCCGUAACAUAUUCCAGUCUGUGCAAGCGAAACAGUCCUGUAGCUUAGCAUCCGCUUCAUCAGAACACUUCCGUAUUGAGCGCGUCACUGGUACUUCCUGUUUUUUUGUUUUUGCUUGUAAGCAGGAAUCAGGAGGAUAGAGUUAUGGUCAGAUUUGCCAAAUGGAGGGAGAGAUGAUGGAGAAGAAGAGCAUCUGCUAAAUUACCUUAAUGUAUAUGUAAUGAUGAUGAUGAUGAUGUUCCAUAAACUCUCAACAGGAUUUUUGAUUAAAAACAAGAUAUGUGUUUCUCUUUUUCAGCCUGCAGUUUGACCCGGCGCCUCGUAGAGGGGAACCCCAUGUCACCCGUCGCACCCCAGACUACUUCCUGUAA
Messenger RNA from Coregonus sp. 'balchen', 7231 nucleotides. Lineage: Eukaryota; Metazoa; Chordata; Actinopteri; Salmoniformes; Salmonidae. The record is from the annotation of a GenBank genome assembly.